Molecule: messenger RNA, 1418 nt
Organism: Callorhinchus milii (elephant shark)
Lineage: Eukaryota; Metazoa; Chordata; Chondrichthyes; Chimaeriformes; Callorhinchidae
Gene: omd
Product: osteomodulin
Molecular function (GO): protein binding
Source: RefSeq, marked provisional
GAAGAUUCACUAACUUUUUUUAUAUUAAUUUCAAUUUUAACAGAGCAAAGUGACAACACAAUGGCCUUCACAACAAGGCUAUCAAUAUUAAUAUUUCUAUUCAACACAAACAUUCUUUGCCAAGUUGAAUGUGAUGAUCCAUUGCCGCCUCCUCCCCCUCCACAGUUUCGAACAAGUGCACAGUAUCAUUUCCCAUACAUACAUCAAUCGUUUCAAUGUGCCAGUGAAUGCCGUUGUUCACCAUUCUUUCCUUUUGCCAUGUACUGUGAGAGUCGGAAGCUAAAGUACAUUCCCAAUAUCCCAGCAGGUACACACUAUUUAUACCUGCAGCACAAUGAGAUAGAAGCAGUACCCGAGAAGGCGUUCAUCAAUGCCACAUCCCUUCAAGAAAUCCACCUCAGUUACAACAAAAUAAAAUCUUCCAUGAUAGACAAAGGUGUAUUUGGGAGGCUAAAAUCCCUUGUUCAUCUUCACCUGGAACACAACAAAUUGGAUAAAGUUCCAAGUCCUCUGCCAAGCUCACUUGAAAGACUUUUCUUAGGUUUCAACAAGAUAAGCAAGCUGCCUGGGGACACUUUUCAUGGAUUGGUUAACAUUACCAUGUUGAAUCUCUGCAAUAACCAACUCACCGAUGGUUCCUUCAAGGGAAAUAUUCUUGCAAGAAUGAAGAGCCUCAUGCAGGUAAACCUAUGUAACAACAAGCUGAAAUCUAUGCCAGCAGAACUCCCAGCCUCUCUUUUGCAGCUUUCAGUGGAAAACAACUCUAUAUCAUCUCUCCCACCAAAUUACUUCAAGAAAGUUCCACACCUCAUCUCAUUAAGGAUGGCGCAUAAUAAACUGAAAGAAGUUCCAUAUGCUGUAUUCAACCUCUCAAAUCUGCUGGAGCUGAACAUGGGGUACAACAAACUAAGUCAAGCCUUCUACAUUCCCAGGCGUUUGGAACACUUGUACCUCAACCAUAACCAUUUUACAAGGUUUAAUAUUACACUGAUGUGUCCUACAACUGAUUUACAGAACCCAAAACAACUGACCUACAUGCGAGUUGACAAAAAUAUGUUGACACGUAGGUUUGAUGCGUUCCUGUUCGCUUGCUUCCCCCGGUUACAAGCUUUGGUUUAUGGUGAACAGAAUGUUGCACCAACUGCUGAACAUCGAAGAGAGCCUCGACUGUUUGGGAUGCCAGUCACAUCACCCGAUGGAGAACCAGACAAUCCUCUCCCUUACUAAUCUUACCCCAAUGUACUGAAGGCUUCUGAAGCAAAGAUUGCGAUUCUUGUGGUUCCCAUUUGUUAAUACAAGCCUUGCUUUCUCCCAUGGUUAACCUAAAUCAUUGAGGUAAGAUGUGUCUACGGAAAAUUUCAUAUUGUGCUUCAACAAUCAUGUAGCAAGUCAAAUAAAUACAUGACUUGACAUGAUUA